This is a messenger RNA of Saccostrea echinata, 646 nucleotides long. Its product is annotated as cilia- and flagella-associated protein HOATZ-like. Gene Ontology annotation, biological process: cilium assembly. The transcript is spliced from 4 exons. The coding region runs from base 30 to 560 and encodes 176 amino acids. NCBI's taxonomy places the organism in Eukaryota, Metazoa, Mollusca, Bivalvia, Ostreida, Ostreidae. The record is from RefSeq and is a predicted model, not a curated record.
GGACUAUCAGGAACGCUUGGGUAGCAACGAUGGCAGCACCUACAGCUAUAGAUUUAACGAAAACGGGCCAUUUCACUGAAUUCAGUGGAUCUUCUCCAGAGGAUAUGGCUUAUGCCAAGACGUUCUGGCAGUCAGUACAACUCCAGCCGCCGAUGGAAUCCCGUCUUGUUUCUUCCGACAUAAAACAAAGGCUUAGAGUAGCGCCUUCAGGAACUCACAGCAUGGUAAUGACAGGUGUUCCAAAAACAGAUGAUAAAGUUCUGAAUGACUUCAUGGUCAAAGCUAAAACAAUGGAGAGGUUGGAGGAAUACAGAAUCAUUCAGAAGUAUGCACAAGCUCGAGAACAGGACAUACAGCUUCUUCAAAAGCACCGGGAGGAGAGAAAAAUGAAAGAAGAGAUUUCCAGGGGAAAAGGUUUGAAAAAGAGGAAGGAAGACCAAGCCUUUAUGAGGAGCCACUCAGAGGGAGAUCUAAUUGAGGAAACACCUGAGGAACAACUGAAGCAGUUAGACCUGUUUGAGGCCACUCGUUUUGGCACACAAGACUCAGACUCAGAUUGAAUGAAAACAAUAGUCCUUUAUUCACUGUGAUAUUUAUUUAUAAACAUUGAUAUAUUUUUACCAUUUUUAUAUGGAGAGAGUGUGUG